Messenger RNA from Macrosiphum euphorbiae (potato aphid), 906 nucleotides. Lineage: Eukaryota; Metazoa; Arthropoda; Insecta; Hemiptera; Aphididae. The record is from the annotation of a GenBank genome assembly.
AUGAGUGGUAUUCAAAUUAAACGAACCGGAAAAGCUGCUAGAGAGAGCCUCUCGUCAACCAAUAGGGGCUCCACAGACUUUACCACAGAUGAAUAUUUUAACAACAAUCAUUAUUUCAGUUUCAUUACGAUACUACCAACAAUCAUGUACCGUUUUAUGGCACCUGAUAUAACUAUCUAUGUAAUGUCUUCAAAUAACAGAUUUCGUGCCUUUAUAUCUCAUCGAGAACUUCUUGCACAGUACAGUGGUUAUUUUAAAUCAUUACAAAAUUGUGAAACAAAUAAAGUAUUUUUUCCUAACAUUAAUGAUGAUACUUUUUCAAUUAUAUUGUCAUACAUAUAUACAGGAGUGCUUAAAAUAAACAAUGAAAAUAUACAUUCAGUUCUUUUAGCUACACAUACUCUUCACAUGCCACAAGCAUCAGAUAUGUGUCGACAAUUUUUAGUAACUCAAGAUCAAAAUAUAAUAAAACCAAUCGCAAAACUACCAUCAUUUGUAGAUGCAUCAGUAAUACAGCAGCCAAAUGAAAAUAGAACACUAAAAAUAUCAGAAGAAUCAAAUUUCAAGCCACCAAUUCGCAAAGAAAAUAUAAUUUUGGAUAUAGCAAGUUGUGAUGGACCAGUUCAGUUUUAUAGAGUUCUUAAUGAAAACUAUAAAGGCGAUGAAAGGAGAUCAACACUAAAACAGUCAUAUAACUGUGAAUAUUGCAAUCAUCCAUUUAAAAGUAAGUACUGCUAUGAAAAACAUAUUAAUAGACACCUAAAUAUAAAUAUGAUUGAUAAUAAAUCGGAAAAAAAAAUUAAUUCUUCAAUUCAAUAUUACCCAUGCAGACAAUGUGGAUCAAAAUUUCCAAGUUAUUAUUUUGUUCACAAACAUAAAAAAUAUUGUAAAAUAAAUAUGUCAUAA